Messenger RNA from Cajanus cajan (pigeon pea), 2126 nucleotides. RefSeq names its product chlorophyllide a oxygenase, chloroplastic. Gene Ontology annotation, molecular function: iron ion binding; 2 iron, 2 sulfur cluster binding; chlorophyllide a oxygenase activity. Gene Ontology annotation, cellular component: cytoplasm. NCBI's taxonomy places the organism in Eukaryota, Viridiplantae, Streptophyta, Magnoliopsida, Fabales, Fabaceae. The record is from RefSeq and is a predicted model, not a curated record.
ACUCCAACCUCUUAUCAACAAAAAUCCUCAUAACAACGUUCCACACCUUUCUCUCUCCAGAGACUGUCAGCGCCAUGAACGCCGUAGCGACUGCUGCAGUUCUCUCUCUGCCUUUCUCCUUCUCUAGAUCGUCCAAGCUUGACGCCAAAAAGGCUUUGAAAGGUCGGUUUAGAGUGUUUGCUGUAUAUGGAGAAGAGAUAGAUGAUAAGAAGAAUGCGUGGAGUGCGCUCUUUGAUGUGGAGGAUCCAAGAUCCAAGGUGCCACGGUAUAAAGGAAAGUUUUUGGAUGUAUAUCAAGCCCUUGAAGUCGCAAGAUAUGAUAUUCAAUACUGUGAUUGGCGAGCUCGCCAAGACUUGCUUACCAUCAUGCUUCUCCAUGAAAAGGUGGUGGAAGUUCUUAAUCCUUUGGCUCGUGAUUAUAAGUCCAUUGGCACCAUGAAAAAGGAGCUAGCAGAGUUGCAAGAAGAAUUAGCACAAGCACACAGACAGGUUCAUAUAUCUGAGGCGAGGGUGUCCACUGCUUUAGAUAAACUAGCUUACAUGGAAGAACUGGUAAAUGAUAAGUUGUUGCAAGAAAGAAGCACGACUGAAGUUUCCCAUACAUCAUCUUCUUCCGGUACAUCUGUUGAAUCUGUAGAUAUAGAAAAGAGAAGACCGCCACGAAGAAGCUUGGAUGUGUCAGGUCCAGUUCAGUCAUACCAUCCCCACUUGAAGAAUUUCUGGUAUCCUGUGGCUUUUUCUACUGACUUGAAGGAUGAUACAAUGAUCCCAAUAGAAUGUUUUGAGGAACCAUGGGUCAUCUUCAGAGGGAAAGAUGGGAAGCCUGGAUGUGUUCAGAACACCUGCGCACACAGAGCAUGUCCUCUGCACCUUGGUUCCGUAAAUGAGGGUCGUAUCCAAUGCCCUUACCAUGGCUGGGAAUAUACUACUGAUGGAAAAUGUGAGAAAAUGCCAUCUACUCGACUGCUAAAUGUGAAGAUAAAGUCAUUUCCAUGUUUUGAAAAAGAGGGGAUGAUCUGGAUUUGGCCUGGCAAUGACCCCCCAACAGCUGCCCUUCCAUCUUUGCUACCUCCAUCUGGGUUUGAAGUCCAUGCUGAGAUUGUCAUGGAGCUUCCUAUCGAACAUGGGUUACUUUUGGACAACCUUCUGGAUCUUGCACAUGCCCCCUUCACUCACACUUCAACUUUUGCUAAGGGAUGGAGUGUUCCCAGCCUGGUGAAAUUUUUGACACCUGCAUCUGGCCUACAAGGAUACUGGGACCCCUAUCCAAUUGAUAUGGAGUUUCGGCCACCUUGCAUGGUUCUAUCAACCAUUGGAAUUUCCAAGCCUGGUAAACUCGAAGGACAAAGCACCAGUCAGUGCACCACACACCUGCACCAACUUCAUGUCUGCUUACCAUCUUCAAAACAAAAAACAAGGUUGCUAUACAGAAUGUCACUGGAUUUUGCUCCUGUGCUUAAGCAUGUACCUUUUAUGCAACAUCUAUGGAGACAUUUUGCAGAGCAGGUUUUAAAUGAGGAUCUGCGACUAGUGUUAGGCCAGCAAGAACGGAUGAACAAAGGUGCAAAUGUGUGGAACUUCCCUGUAUCCUAUGACAAGCUUGGAGUAAGAUACAGACUAUGGAGAGAUGCCUUGGAGCGAGGAGCUAAGCAACUACCCUUCAGCAAAUAGAAUGUACUGUAAUAAAGAUUAGAGUGCCUUUUCUCUCACAGUUAGUCAUGCUUCUUGGAACCAACCUUUAUUAACUCAAGCCAUCAUACACCAUUGCAAUAGAAAGGCCAACUCGAACUCGUACAUUGCCUUUCCUUGGUUCUUUCUUUCAAAGCAUUCCUACGAUGCCAUGCAAAGGAAACUACGAAAUUUGAUCAGAGCUUGUCUCCUCUAAUUCAAGCCCCUUGUAAAAUAGCACCAACUGUACACUUGGCCUUUUAUUAUUUCUGUGUACAGGAUCAAGUCCAUUUUUUUUACCCCACUUUUGCAUCUCAGCUGGCGGCUUAACCUCGCACCAUAACACUGGUGCUUGUUGUAUUGUAUGAUGUUACCAUCUUAGCUCAAUGAUAAUUAAGAAUUCAUCAUUGGUUUGGACCUUUGCGGUUUAUAAUGAAUUUAGAUAUUCCCUUUUUCUUC